Molecule: messenger RNA, 6177 nt
Organism: Symbiodinium sp. CCMP2456
Lineage: Eukaryota; Dinophyceae; Suessiales; Symbiodiniaceae
Source: the annotation of a GenBank genome assembly
GAUUUCAACCCCGUGCGAGUCUACUCGCGCUUUGCGGAUUGCAAGGCCCUGGUCAAGCUUGGCAGCGACCUGGGGGAUAGUGUUUGUGUGGGCUUGCCGUCGCGCGGCGACGUGAUAGCCGAGACGGUGGACGGAGAUCCUCUGACUGCCAGGGACGCCCUUGCUGCCGGUGACGGGUUCGAAGACGCCGUGUGCCCUCUGGCCGUGCUCCGAUGCGGUGUCGACGAUGCAGGCCAGGAGGUCUUAGUCCAGGGCCUUCUUGUCAAGGAGGUCGAGGGCAGGCUGGUGCUGGCAAUCCCGGCCAGCGCAUGGCACAAGAAGGUGAACAGGCGCACUUUGCCAAAGGGUUUUAUGACGAAGGUCGGCGCAGCGGAGGUGUUGGCCUGUGCUGCUUCUUCCCGGAGCGUUCCCGAGGACGAUGCUGUGUUGAGAGUUUGGUUUGGGCUGGUCGAGCCGUCCUACGAAGCCGCCAUCGAGUUCUCCGACGAGGCUCCUUCAGUUGCCUUCGGUGCUCUUGAGAACGGCGAGGCUGCCCUCCCUUUCGUGCCGGCUCUGGUCGCAGCCGUCUCCGACCACUACACCUUUGCCUCCGCCGAGAGCGGCCAGCCGGCGGUCCACAAAGAUGCUCUCAGCGCCAGGCUCGACCGACUCGAGCGGCUCUUGGGCGCUGCAAUCCCCUCAGGCUCCCAGGCAGGUCGCGCAGGUGCAAAGGCAAAGGCAAAGGUCUCAGCGAAGGCUGCCGCGCGGGCUGCCGUGCCUGCCCCCUCAGUCGACCCGGCCGUGCUUCUGGCUGCCCGUGCUGCUGGUGUGCCCGAUGGCACUCUGUCACAGUUCCAAAGGCUGUUGGGGUCCUCCGCUGUGGGGCGAAUGCAGCCCGAACCCUUUGCGACGGCUCGGGCCGACCCGCUGCAGGAGUCGGAGGACGAAGCCGAGGAGGGCGCUCUUCCGCAGGAGGUCGCCGAAGGAGGUGUUGGUGCGCUGCGGCCGCCCGCGGGCGAUUUUGCUCCCCAAGGUUCCCAGGCAGAGGCGUUUGCGGCAGCUAUGUUCAGGAUGAUGGAGAGCUACUCGAGGAGCCAAGCUGCGAAGACCUCCCCCCUCGAACGGGCCUUGGAAGGCGCAGCUGGGUCAGCCGAUCCUUCAGGGAUGCCCUCUACUCGGCGCAAUGCCGCCGCCCGGCGCGCUCUCAGGGAAGCUCUUGCAGUCAGCCCAGCCGACGUUGCGGCAACCGUGGAGCGCUUGAUGAUCGAAGACUUGACUUCCUCAGCGCCGGGCGCCGGGCUCGAACAACAGACCUCGGCUCGGGCCUGGGUCGAGCACAAGUCAAGGAUAGGGGGGUAUCCAACUGCUAUGCACAUGGCUUGGGGGGCCGCGGGUGCCUUAGACGCUUUGAAGGCCGGGCUCGUGGACCAGGCCCGGGCCAGGCUCUUUCUGAUGAUCCUGCAGUUAGAUCAAAUGAGCUGCGACAAGGGCAGCUGGGUGCUCGCGGCGGAUCUUUCGCUGGAACUUGCUCCUCCCGCCCACGUGUUCCGCCAGAGAGAUCAGAGCUCGGGCGCGUCUCAGGUUCCUAGAUCCGAGGUGGGCAGAAAUCUCCCUGACCCACCUGCGGGAACAGAUGGACUUCAGCGAGAGGCGCCUCAAGCUCAACAGGGGCCAGCCGGCCGGUGCUCCGAGCGGAGACCAGACAUCGGACCCGCCUCCCGAAGGGGGGCAAGCAAGCAAUGCCGCUCGACCGCCGCGCAGGCCGAAGAACCCGACCUGAAAACGUGCAUGUCGCAGCCCGGGGUUUGUGAGCCCGGCCUCCGCGCUAACGGGCCGACCCGUGUGCCUGGUGACCGGGCUCCUGAUUUCAAUUUGCCCGGCCUGCUGAAUUCUCUUCCGCGCCUCAUGCUUUCAAAAGGGGGCCCUUUUUCCCGUUUUCUCCGCAGCAUGCUCGACGAGGGGCAGCAACUUGCCUCUACACCUUUUGUCUGGCCGCUUCCGCUGCCCAACCCUGAAGUUUUCCGAGCGCCGAAGGGCCGAAACUCUUGGCAGCUGAAGCUGCUCAACCUUUGUGUGGCCGCCCUUUCGUGGUUGCACUUGGGGAAGCCCGUUCGUGCACCGACCGAAAUCAGGGUCGGGGCCAAGCUCAACAGGCGCCAAGCCGAAACAGUGCAGCGCCUUCGUGCCGCGAUUUUUGGUGAUGUUUUGCCUUUAAGGUUUUCUGCUCCCGAUCUUGGCCGGCACGCUGCCAAGGUCGAGAGCCAUUUCGAGACUCUGGGUGCCCUCGGCCGAGCCGCUUCUUCUUUGGCCUCAGCUUACGGAGGGUACCUAGGACCGCCUGCCGCCUCUCAACCGCAUGAUGCUGUGGCCGCUCCGGCCCUUGGUGUGCUGCCGGGGCCCCCUGCCACAAACGCAAAGCCGAUACAGGCCUCAAGGAUCAAGCUGCCCGAGCCUCCUAGGUUUGACCCUAAGCCCUACCUCGACCCCGCCACUGCCGCUCAGUUCGAGGACCCUCUUGCCUAUGCUAGAGCACCCGAGUUGGGCGAGUCGCCCCCGGCCGUGCGGAUCCUUGCCCGCUUGGAAGAGAAGCUCUUGCUCUACAGGGCACUUGCGGAUUCUGACAGGCUGGUGAUCGCGCCUCACCCGCCGGGCCGUGAGCGUUUCGGCGCUGGCUUGUUUUGCGUGCCGAAGUCUGCUGAGAAGGACAGGUUGAUCUUUGACUCGCGCCCUGCAAACCAGCUUGAAGCCUGGCCCUCAAGGUGGACUAAGACCCUUGCCUCGGCGGCGGCUGUGUGCGGCAUCGUUCUCCGGCAGGACGAAACUUUGCUUAUGAGUGGGAGUGACCUCAAGGACUGCUUUUACCAGUUCCGUGCCCCUGCGGGCCGCGUCAGGAGAAACGUCCUGGCCGACACUCUGACUCCCGAGCAGGUAGGCUUUGUCUUCAGGCUGUCGAAGGAGGCGGUUCGAGACCUCGGGCCCUAUACGACUGUCGCUUUCUCCUCGCUUGCUAUGGGCGACAGCUCGGCUUGCGAGUUUGCUCAAUGUGCCCAUCUGGGCGUGGUGUCGCAGGGAUCUGCUCUCUUCCCGGGGGAGCUUCUUGUUCAUGCGUGCGCCCCCCCCCGUGGGCUCUUGAGUGUCGGCCUUGUCAUCGACGACUUGGUCUUCCUUGAAAGGGUGCUGUCUUCAGACGUUGGCCGGAUCAGGAGCGGCGAGCUUAAGUCGCUCGGGCAUGCUCGGCUCGAUGCCGCCCUCUCGGCCUACGACGCGGCCCCUUUAGCUGUUAGCCCCGACAAGGUCUUUCACGAUUGCGACCGGGCUUCCUUUUGGGGCAUAACUGUGCAUGGCCGCUCCGGCUGGGUCAGGCCUAAUCCGGACCGCCUGUGGGCACUCGUUCUGGUGACGUCGCGGAUCGUGCAGCUUGGGCUGUGCACAGCUCAGCUUCUCGAAAGUGUCGUGGGGUCGUGGCUGUCGAUUUUCCUGCUUCGGCGCCGGCUGCUUGCCGCAAUGGAUCAUGUCUUCGCUGCGGCCCGCGGCCUCGCCCCAAACGCAAUCAUUCGGCUCUCGCCCGAGCUCUCCGCCGAGCUCUGUUCUUUUGUGCUGCUUGGGCCGCUUGCUGCUGUGUGCCUGAGGGCCCCUGUCGAUCCCCAUGUGACCGCGACCGACGCUUCCUCUACGUGGCAAGCUGCCGUGCGUGCUCCGAUUCCUGAGCCGGCCGCGUCGGAGGGUGUGCGCCAGUGCAUACAGAAAGGAGCCUGGACCCGGCUUCUCGCAGAGCCUGCCGCUUGGCUCCGGGAAAAGGGCCUUCUUGCUCUUGAGCUCGAGCUCCCUGACUCAGAGGUUUACUCUGCGCCUCCUCUGUACAUUGGCCUUGCGCGCUAUCCCUCCUAUAGCGAGUGCUGGCGGCGGGAAUACAGGACCCGGGUGCACAUAAACAUUGGAGAGCUGGAAGCCUACUUGCGGGAAGAACGGCGGGCUGGGGCUAGGAGACCUAGUUGCCGGCACCUUUUCGGCCUCGACAGCCAGGUUUGCCUGGGAGCGCUUUGCAAGGGGAGAUCAGCCAGCCCGGCUUUGAACGGUUUGCUUUCGCGGAGCAUCGCGCCUUACAUAGGGUAUCAGAUGUUGCCCCACCACAUCUUUUUCCCCUCGGCCGAGAACCCUGCCGAUGAUCCCACCAGGUUUCAGCAAGUAAGGGCCCCCACGACCCCUGCUGCCGGCUGGUGGCAAUCCCUGUGUCUAGGUGACCCUUCGCCGCUUCAGCACGAAACCCAGCGGGCCGGUUUUGCCCUGGACGGGAGCUCCUUCGAGCAGAGCCAGAUCUACGAGCUCGCGGGCAAGGGGUUUGAGCUGUUUAGGAGCAAAGGUUCGCUUGACCGGGAUUUGUACUAUAAGCCUUGGCGGCAGAGACGGCUCUCUGGCAUUCCGGCUGGCGGCCCCCGUCUUGUGGCCCCUCGGAAAAAGGGCGGGCGCUGCGACGCUCUGCCCGCUCACGUGACCUCAAGCCUCGAGGCCUGGCCCGCACGGCUCUUUGUCUACACAGGCCCCUCUCUUCAGUUCUCUGCUCCAGGUGGACUUGUUCUGUACUCCGGGCGCGGAGGCUUUGCGCGGGCUCUUGCCGGUCAUGGCUGCCCUUGGGUGCUCACUAUCAACCCUGGCCGAUCUGCAGGUGAAGAUCUCCGUGAUCCUUUGCUACGGCAGCGGCUCUUUGAGCUAGUGAAGUGUGGGGCCUUUCGGGUCGUGCUUGCUUCUCCGCCCGUCGGCUCUUUCAGCCCUGCUGCGCGGCCUGCUGCUCGGACGCGAGCUCACCCUCAGGGCCUCCCUUCCCUUCAGCUUCGCCUCCGCGAGAAAGUGAGCACUGAGAACAGCUUGGCCUCCUGGAUUCUGGCACUGACCUGUGCUGCCGGGGCAUCUGGGGCCUCUUGGUGGGUUGAUCACCCCGACUCUUCCCUUAUGUGGGCCCUUCCUGGCUUCGAGGCCUUUGCCUCUUCGGCUGAUUCAUCGGUUGUGCGUGUGGACCUUUGCCGCUUCGGCUGUGCCUGGCGUAAACGCACCCGCCUCGCGACAAAUAGCUUGUGUGCUGGAGCCAGGCUCCUUUGUGCCAAAAAGGGGCAUUUGCGUCUGUGGGGGUAUUCGAAAGCUCAUGGUUUGCCGUGGACUCUCGUUGCCCAGCACCCUCCUCGUGGACUUUGCCAGCUGAUCGCCCUUGCCUCCUGUUCACAGGCGGGCUGGUGCGAGGACCGCUGCCUGGAUUUGGCUGCUUGCGCCAAGCUGCCCAACUGUUGUCGCAUCGGGGAGGCUGCGCAUCCUGGGCCCCGUCGCCCUUCUGCUCGGCCGUUCCUCCCUGGCGGCCUCUCUGCGGCUCCUCUGCACUCUGCUGCCUCUGCGCGUCUGGGUCACUCUGCUUGGCUCGGCUUCCUCAGCUGGGUCCGUGCCUUCGUGUCCGAGGACCCUUUGCCUUCGUUCGUUUCGUGCCCUCUGCUCCUCGCCAUGGCCCUCCGCGCUUACGGCGACUACCUCUACCAGGCGAACGGCUCUCUGCAGAACUUUCGUUACACUGUGGUCGCUGCGCAACGUCUGUCCUGGAACAUGCGCGGCCAACUCGGCCCAGCCUGGGAAAUGGUAUCGCGAUGGGAACGCUUGCAGCCUGUGGAACACCGGACGCCCGUCCCUGAAGUGGUUAUAAAAGCGUUGGUGAGUCUUGCCUGGUGCCUUGGCAUGCGGCGUUGGGCAGCCGUGACUCUCAUCGCUUUCUACGGACUGGCCAGGAUCGGGGAGGUGCUCAAGGUGGACCGUCGGAGCCUGCUCCUGCCGGACGACCACUUGGGCGGCUUCUACGUUGCCUUCGUGAAACUGACAGAGUCUAAGACUGCAGGCCGGGGACGGCCGCGGGUGCAACACCUUCGGAUCGACUACGAGGUCUCUGUGAGCCUGAUUCAGCUUGCCACCUCCGGCCUCGCUUCCGAUGACAAGCUCUACCCUUUUGGCCCCGCUGCCUAUCGCAGCAGGUGGGACAAGCUGAUGGACGUCUUAGGCCUCCAUGGGAACGCAUUGCUCCCUGGAGGGCUCCGCGGUGGCGGCGCAGUGUGGGCAUACCAUCGAGGUCUGCCAAUAAGUGACAUCCAAUGGAGGAUGAGGCUAAAGAGCCAGAGCACCCUUGAACAUUACCUUCAAGAAGUCUCUGCCUUGAACUCGUUGCUUGAG